CCCCUGGGUCGCACAAUUGCCUUACACAGCUUACUUAAUUUACUUAUUAUUCCGAUGAUGUGCGGGCAUUUGACCCGAAAUCACUACAUAGUUAUAUUCCUCGCUCUUAUCUUACAUCUCUGCUACGUGUGAUCCGCUAGGAGAGUUUCCAUAUUUGGAACGCAGGUACAACAUACUUAACUCACAUAAAGGCGCGGUGCUUUUACGAUUUUGGACGCCCCCGAAUUCUGGGAGGCCCUUCUGUUUUGUCUGCUCAUUGCUAUACAUUCCUCUGAAAAUGUCCAAUCGUAUCCUGGAGAGCCGCGUCAAGGCGAAGCUAAAGUCAAGAGAACAGCGAGGGCUCCUCCGACACCUCGAUGCGACUCCCGCUUUGCACAAGGUGCAAUCGGACAGUGGAAUCGAGCGUUUUGGGAACGCAGACUUCAGCUCGAAUGACUACCUAAGCCUGGCAUCCAGCGAUGUGCUGCGGGAAAGGUUCCUAGACGCCCUGAAACAAUACCCUUCUUCACAGAACGGCUCAACCAUGGGCAUCCUUGGUUCGGGUGGCUCAAGGUUGCUAGCUGGAAAUUCUUCAAUGCAUGUCGCUCUUGAGGGGUGCCUCGAAGAAUUCUUUAAUGCACCAUCUGCACUGGUUUUCAAUUCGGGAUACGAUGCUAAUGUUGGACUUUUUUCAACCGUUCCUCAAGCUGGAGACGUCAUCAUAUACGAUUCUCUCAUCCACGCAUCAGUCCAUGAUGGAAUGAGGGCAUCCCGGGUUCAUCCUUCCAUGCGUAGAAAGUUCAAACACAACUCGGUCUCUGAUCUUCGGUCACAAAUUGAGGAUAUCUUCAGAACAUACCCAAGCAUUCGGGAAGGAAAAGCAUGUCUGUUCAUUGCCGUCGAAUCUCUUUACUCCAUGGAUGGUGACUUCGCGCCACUUCAUGAAAUUGUGACUCUUGCGGAGGAACAAUUCCCUUUUCAGAAUGCACAUGUCAUUGUUGACGAAGCCCAUGCCACUGGGAUAUAUGGAAAAAAUGGGAGAGGGUUAGUUUCUUUGCUGCAAUUGGAACAUCGAGUACUCGUCCGAUUGCACACGUUUGGAAAAGCUUUGGCAACUGGGGGGGCCGUUAUCCUGACUACUCCCUGGAUUCGUGAACAUCUAAUCAACUAUGCACGAUCCUUUAUUUAUACCACAUCAUUGCCUAUCUGUAACAUCAUCGCGAUUCAAUGUGUUAUCGACAUGCUGAGAGAAGGUGCUGUUCAAAAUCAAACCGACCAUCUGCUUCACCUUUCAUCGUAUUUUCUCCAAACGUUGCGUAGUCGUCUUGAAUCCACCCCUAAUUCGGAAUCUGUUAUCGUCCUGCCCGAUCAGACGCACACUCGCAAUGGCCAAAUAUAUUCUCCAGGUCAACCUUCCGGCAUGGUCACUGCCUCCUUGGUGUCGCCGAUCAUACCGUUGAUCACGCCAAAUCCCCGGCACACGCCUAACGCUCUGGCCCGAUUUUUGCAAACCGGAGAAAUGGAUCCCUCCGCCACGCCCUUGUUUCAUCAGGUUGGUACUUUGGAUUACACGCCACAACGUCGAUAUCUCGCACGUCAUAUCACACCACCGACUGUUCCUCGUUCUGCUUCUCGAGUACGAAUAUGCAUGCAUGCGGGAAAUACGGAGGAUGAGGUGGAUGGUUUGGUAGAGGCGAUCGUACAUUGGGUCAAUUCAGCUUUCCCACAAGGACUGUCACAUGGAGUAAGCGGAGAACCAUCAAUGUCAGAAGGCCAGCUCGUGGCCAGGCCGAAGUUGUAGUUCGUUGAAGAAGCCUUUACCCAGUUGUUCAGGAGUCCAAUCACAGUCCGUGGAAUGAUUAAUUAUUGGAAAGAUAGUGUGCAUUGCGAAGUGUAUGGUACUUAGGUAUUAGAGUCAUUUAUCCGUAUGUGGGAAAGGAUACACGAAAAUG
This is a messenger RNA of Cantharellus anzutake, 1931 nucleotides long. Its product is annotated as pyridoxal phosphate-dependent transferase. Lineage: Eukaryota; Fungi; Basidiomycota; Agaricomycetes; Cantharellales; Hydnaceae. The record is from RefSeq and is a predicted model, not a curated record. Bases 278 to 1780 code for a protein of 500 amino acids. Gene Ontology annotation, molecular function: transferase activity; pyridoxal phosphate binding. The transcript has 5 exons. Gene Ontology annotation, biological process: biosynthetic process.